This is a messenger RNA of Eutrema salsugineum, 1454 nucleotides long. RefSeq names its product developmental protein SEPALLATA 2. Bases 443 to 1195 code for a protein of 250 amino acids. Gene Ontology annotation, cellular component: nucleus. The transcript has 7 exons. NCBI's taxonomy places the organism in Eukaryota, Viridiplantae, Streptophyta, Magnoliopsida, Brassicales, Brassicaceae. The record is from RefSeq and is a predicted model, not a curated record. Gene Ontology annotation, molecular function: RNA polymerase II cis-regulatory region sequence-specific DNA binding; DNA-binding transcription factor activity, RNA polymerase II-specific; protein dimerization activity. Gene Ontology annotation, biological process: positive regulation of transcription by RNA polymerase II.
GCAAAGAAGUAGAGAGGGAGAGAGAGAGUGAAUGAAACACACCAGAUAUAUCACCAAACCCUAAUAACCUCUCACCCUCACAAAUUUCUUAUCUUUAUAGCUUUUACAGAUUCACAAAAGCUUUCUUCAGAUUUACAAUCUCAUCACACACAGCCCUUCAAAACAUAAGAUCCAAAGAAGAAACAAGAACCCUACAAUCAAAUCAAAACCAAAACAAGAAGCAAAAGUUUCUUCUUUUUAUGUUCUACUCUCAAUUCCUCUUGUUCUUGUUCUUGAAAAACUAGGGUUAUAUUCUCCAAAAGACAAGAUCUUUCAUCAGAAAAAUAAAUGAACCCAAGCCAUGUUUGUGCAUAGAUAAACAAUAUUAGUAUAUUACCUACCCUAAUAUAAGGUUAAAUAUACAUAUUUAAGAGGAAAUAAAUUAGGGGUUUUGGGGGAAAAAAUGGGAAGGGGAAGAGUAGAGCUGAAGAGGAUAGAGAAUAAAAUCAACAGACAAGUGACGUUUGCAAAGCGUAGGAACGGUUUGUUGAAAAAAGCCUAUGAGCUUUCUGUUCUCUGCGAUGCGGAGGUUUCUCUCAUCGUCUUCUCCAAUCGUGGCAAGCUCUACGAGUUCUGCAGCUCCUCCAACAUGCUCAAGACACUAGAGAGGUACCAGAAGUGUAGCUAUGGCUCCAUUGAAGUCAACAACAAACCUGCCAAAGAACUCGAGAAUAGCUAUAGAGAGUAUUUGAAGCUGAAAGGUAGAUAUGAGAAUCUUCAACGUCAGCAGAGAAACCUACUUGGAGAAGACCUUGGACCUCUGAAUUCAAAGGAGCUAGAGCAGCUUGAGCGUCAACUAGACGGCUCUCUGAAGCAAGUUCGCUGCAUCAAGACACAGUAUAUGCUUGACCAGCUCACUGAUCUUCAAGGUAAAGAGCAUAUCUUGCUUGAAGCCAACAGAGCUUUGUCAAUGAAGCUGGAAGAUAUGAUCGGCGUGAGAAGUCACCAUAUAGGAGGGGCAUGGGAAGGUGGCGAUCAACAGAAUGUUGCCUAUGGACAUCAUCAGGCUCAAUCUCAAGGACUAUUCCAAUCUCUUGAAUGUGAUCCCACUUUGCAAAUUGGAUAUAACAAUCCAGUGUGUUCAGAGCAAAUGGCUGUAACGACGCAAGGUCAGUCCCAACCAGGAAACGGCUACAUCCCUGGCUGGAUGUUGUGAGCGAUACUUCUGCCCCUCCAAUAAGGAUCUUGAGCAUGCAAGUUGUGGGUUCUUGAUGAUGAGAUGAAGAAUUAUAUAUAUGAAUAAGGAUGAAUAGUGAUGAAUUUUGUGUUUAUGUAUGCAUAAGACUUUUGAUUUGUAGACAUAAGCGGCUAUAGCUGCAAUAGCCUUCAACACCUCUCCUCUAUUUGAGGAGAUGUUUCUGCCUUUUGGGACCUUUGCUUAUAUAUUAAUGGAUUGUAACGUGUGUAAUGUUAAA